Messenger RNA from Sciurus carolinensis (gray squirrel), 4848 nucleotides. RefSeq names its product vav guanine nucleotide exchange factor 3 (gene Vav3). Gene Ontology annotation, cellular component: cytoplasm; plasma membrane. Gene Ontology annotation, molecular function: guanyl-nucleotide exchange factor activity; protein binding. Bases 144 to 2687 code for a protein of 847 amino acids. The record is from RefSeq and is a predicted model, not a curated record. Gene Ontology annotation, biological process: intracellular signal transduction; cell migration; regulation of GTPase activity. Lineage: Eukaryota; Metazoa; Chordata; Mammalia; Rodentia; Sciuridae. The transcript has 27 exons.
CGGCUGGGGCACCAGAUUCCUAGAACCCGCGCAGGGAAGGGGCCGGCUGCAGCUGGCGUCUGUGGGGCGCGUAGGAACAGCGAUAGCUGCGACCGCAUCCUCGCUGCCUGCCCCGGCCGGGUUGAAUCUGGGAGCCGUCGGACAUGGAGCCAUGGAAGCAGUGCGCGCAGUGGCUCAUCCACUGCAAGGUGCUGCCUGCCAACCACCGGGUGACCUGGGACUCAGCGCAGGUGUUCGACCUGGCACAGACCCUCCGCGAUGGAGUCCUGCUCUGCCAGCUGCUCAACAACCUCCGGGCGCACUCCAUCAACCUGAAGGAGAUCAACCUGAGGCCGCAGAUGUCCCAGUUCCUCUGUUUGAAGAACAUACGGACGUUUCUCACAGCCUGUUGCGAGACAUUUGGGAUGAGGAAAAGUGAACUCUUUGAAGCGUUUGACCUGUUCGACGUUCGUGACUUUGGAAAGGUUAUUGAGACAUUAUCGCGACUUUCUCGCACACCCACAGCUUUGGCCACAGGAAUCAGGCCCUUCCCAACAGAAGAAAGCGUUGAUGAUGAAGACAUCUACAAAGGCCUUCCUGACUUAAUAGAUGAAACCCGAGUAGAAGAUGAAGAAGAUCUCUAUGACUGUGUUUAUGGGGAAGAUGAAGGUGGAGAAGUCUAUGAGGACUUAAUGAAAGCAGAGGAAGCCCAUCAACCUAAAUGCCCAGAAAAUGACAUACGAAGCUGCUGCCUAGCAGAGAUUAAGCAGACAGAAGAAAAAUAUACAGAAACCUUGGAGUCAAUAGAAAAGUAUUUCAUGGCACCCCUGAAAAGAUUUCUUACAGCAGCAGAAUUUGAUUCAGUAUUCAUCAACAUUCCUGAACUUGUAAAAGUUCAUCGGAGCUUGAUGCAAGAGAUUCAUGAUUCCAUUGUAAAUAAAAAUGACCAGAACUUGUAUCAAGUUUUCAUCAACUACAAGGAAAGAUUGGUUAUUUAUGGGCAGUACUGCAGUGGAGUGGAGUCAGCCAUCUCUAAUUUAGACUAUAUUUCUAAAACAAAAGAAGAUGUCAAACUGAAAUUAGAGGAAUGUUCCAAAAGAGCAAAUAAUGGGAAAUUUACUCUUCGAGAUUUGCUUGUGGUUCCUAUGCAACGUGUUUUAAAGUAUCACCUUCUUCUCCAGGAACUUGUCAAACAUACCACUGAUCCCACUGAGAAAGCGAAUCUGAAACUGGCUCUUGAUGCUAUGAAGGACUUGGCACAAUAUGUGAAUGAAGUGAAAAGAGAUAAUGAGACCCUUCGUGAAAUUAAACAGUUUCAGCUAUCUAUAGAAAAUUUGAACCAGCCCGUUUUGCUCUUCGGGAGACCUCAGGGAGAUGGUGAAAUUCGAAUAACCACUCUGGACAAGCAUACAAAACAAGAAAGGCAUAUCUUCUUAUUUGAUUUGGCAGUGAUUGUAUGUAAAAGAAAAGGUGAUAACUAUGAAAUGAAAGAAAUAAUAGAUCUUCAACAAUACAAGAUAGCCAACAAUCCUACAACUGAUAAAGAAAAUAAAAAGUGGUCUUACGGCUUCUACCUCAUCCACAUCCAAGGACAAAAUGGGUUAGAGUUUUACUGCAAAACAAAAGAUUUAAAGAAAAAAUGGCUGGAGCAGUUUGAAAUGGCUUUAUCUAACAUAAGGCCAGACUAUGCAGACUCCAAUUUCCAUGACUUCAAGAUGCACACCUUCACUCGGGUGACGUCCUGCAAAGUCUGCCAGAUGCUCCUCAGGGGAACAUUUUAUCAAGGCUAUUUAUGUUUUAAGUGUGGAGCAAGAGCCCACAAAGAGUGUUUGGGAAGAGUAGACAAUUGUGGCAGAGGUAAUUCUGGUGAACAAGGGCCGCUCAAACCACCAGAGAAACGGACCAAUGGACUCCGAAGAACUCCCAGACAGGUGGAUCCAGGUUUGCCAAAGAUGCAGGUCAUUAGGAACUACACUGGAUCGCCACCCCCAGCUCUUCAUGAAGGACCCCCAUUACAUAUCCAGGCAGGGGAUACAGUUGAACUUCUGAGAGGAGAUGCACACAGUCUGUUUUGGCAGGGUAGAAAUUUAGCUUCAGGAGAGGUUGGAUUUUUCCCAAGUGAUGCCGUCAAGCCUUCCCCAUGUGUGCCCAAACCAGUAGAUUAUUCUUGCCAACCUUGGUAUGCUGGAGCAAUGGAAAGAUUGCAGGCAGAGACUGAACUUAUUAAUAGGGUAAAUAGUACUUACCUUGUGAGGCACAGGACCAAAGAGUCAGGAGAAUAUGCAAUUAGCAUUAAGUAUAAUAAUGAAGCAAAGCACAUCAAGAUUUUAACAAGAGAUGGCUUUUUUCACAUUGCAGAAAAUAGAAAAUUUAAAAGUUUAAUGGAACUUGUGGAGUACUACAAGCAUCAUUCUCUUAAAGAAGGGUUCAGAACCUUAGAUACGACUCUACAGUUUCCAUACAAGGAGCCAGAACAUUCAGCUGGACAGAGGGGUAAUAGAGCAGGCAACAGCUUGCUAAGUCCAAAAGUGCUGGGCAUCGCCAUCGCUCGGUAUGACUUCUGCGCAAGAGAUAUGCGAGAACUCUCCCUGUUGAAAGGAGAUGUGGUGAAGAUUUACACGAAGAUGAGUGCAAAUGGCUGGUGGAGAGGAGAAGUAAAUGGCAGGGUGGGCUGGUUUCCAUCCACAUAUGUGGAAGAGGAUGAAUAAAUUCCAAUCCAGCAUUGGACCCUGCACCAAAAAUCUCAGAGAAGGGAUAAACAGAAGCCCGCACAGCAUUAUGAAUUAACUGCAGUGUUUAAAAAGCUGAAUUUCUGCUGUUCAAUAUACUCCCUCCUAAGUCUUAAUGCUGAGAUUUCUAAAGAUGCUUGGUACUGACAGAUUAAUGGCUUGCCUAGAGCUGUGCAAGAAACAGCCUGCCAGUCUGUCAUUGUCAGGGGCCAGGGCAAAGCCAAAAGCUUUUCUUCCUAAAAGAGUCCUACAAACACAUUGAUUCAGGUUUCUCUUUAUUUCAUUGGGUCAGACACCAUAAAUGCCCACCAUUAGUAAAUGCUUAAUGCAUGUUUACUUUACUCUCACCUUCCAUUCACCAGGGUUUUUGAUGGCACAAAGAAGCAGAAGUUUAAUUUUGCUUUUCUCAGCAUGAAGAAAAAUUAGAGUCCUGCCAUUUGGGUAGGAUCCAACCUACUGGAAAGAUCUAGAAUUACUUGUCUUAAAUUGCCCAACAGGUGACUCAUUGCCCAGCAAACACUUUUACCCCCAGAUGUUACUCAUGAUAAACAUGUAAGAGGCAAUUGCUCUGGUUUGCAUCAUAAGUGAUACAUUCCAGAAGGGUUUUAAUUAUUCACUUGAUGUCCUGAUUAUAUUUGCAGACUUCUUUGUAAAAAGGGGAAAAAAGCACAUGAAAGAGAGAGUCUUCAUAUUAAAUCUUCACAUUCUUCAUGGCUUCAUAGGUUUAUUUUGGUAGUACUUGACUUGAUGAAAUAAUCUUGACUGGGCAUAUUAUGAAUAGUUGCCAAUAGUCUGAGUAAGGUGGCAUUGUUUACAGAAACAGACCAAGGGCUAUAAUCUAUAGUAAGUCAUUUUGUAGCAGCAGUAUCUAUUAACAUAUGCCUUUUCCUCUCCUCUUGGAAAGACCUGGAACAUAUUUGUUGAUUCCCACAUUUUUUCAGAGCAGCACAAACUACUCUAAGACUACUUUCUUUUCUACAGUAGCACAAACUAUUUUGUUGAGGAUUUCGGAAGGAAAGCACACCUGGGUCCUUUAUGCAUUUCUGGGAUAGAAGGAGGAUCACUGAACUUCUUGGGCUUCCCAUCUGCAGGCAUUUCUGAACAUGUACUGACUGGUGGGAAGAUGAGUUUUGCAGUAGAUUUAUUUUAACAGGCCUUCACUAUUUUAUGUGAGGGAUCUAAAUAUAUUCUUCCUGGGAUGCACAGAGUCCCCUGUUGAGGCAGUUAAGACACUAACUUGGCCCUUUCCUGAUGAAAUACUUCCUCCAUAGUAGAAAUCAUGCUCUGACAAGAUUUGGAGAGUUUCAUGUUUGGGGGAAAAAUUUCAAGCAUUAACUACACAGAGCCAAACUAGUAAUGUUGAGUUCUGAAAUUUUGGGCCCUCUCUGAAAUGAAGUAGCUGUGGCCUGACUCUCCCCCAACCCACUAGGUGCCAGAACAUGAUGUUCAGUGGACACAUCCCCUGCUAGAGACCUUUGUGGGCUAGGUCUUCUCAUCUAGGAUAGACUCAAGACCUUUACCUCAGAAUUGUGUAAACUGUGAUUGUGUUUUAGAAAAAUUAUUAUUUGUUAAAUCAGUUAAGUUUUUGUAUAUGUGUAAACUAUCAUAAAAAUGUGUUUUACAGAAUGUUCUGUAUAGUGAAGUUACACUGCCAAGGUGCACUCUUGGAGUGGAUUCUUCUCUAUAAGUCUUACCCGUGACUCUUUUCCUGGGAAUGUUUUGUCUGUUACUGUCAGUCAAAUGUUAUUAUGGAGGGCACAGCUUCACACAAAUUGAAAUGCUCCUGUGUACAGUGUUGUUGUAUGUAUCGUUUAUUUCAGUCAAUAUAUUCCCCCUCUUACAAAUGGUAUGUGGUCUUCCUGUUGCAUUUCAUUGGUCUGGGUGUUUCAGAGCAGAGGCUAUUAGAGCCCCUUUUCAUGACAUUACUGAUUACAACUUUGUCUUUGUUUAAUACUUUGUAUUGGAAACUUUAAAUGCUGCAGAUUUGUGUAGAUUUCUAAUACCAAAGACAGAAGUAAGUGUUUUCCAUAUACUUUGUCUUGCCUGUAUGCAGCCCUUGUGUAAUAUGGUGAAUUAGAGUGGUAUUUUACUUUGUAAUAUUUUGUAAAUAUGUCAAUACAAUAAAUGGUUACUACUUGCA